Molecule: messenger RNA, 339 nt
Organism: Nakaseomyces glabratus
Lineage: Eukaryota; Fungi; Ascomycota; Saccharomycetes; Saccharomycetales; Saccharomycetaceae
Gene: TDA2
Product: Tda2p
Source: RefSeq, a predicted model, not a curated record
AUGGUCAUUGAAAAGAUUGAUGACAAAAGUUCGAACAGUCCAUUGACUGCCCCAAGACUAAUUGACUUGAUUGAGAGUCAGUUCUCCGAGUCUCAGGUGAGUGCUGACACCUUGAUCCAACAUAUACUGGAAAGUUUGAAUAAGCAUUCCUCUCAGUACAAAUACAUUGUAUCGGUAACUAGCAUUGAUAUACCCACGGAAAGUUCUAGCUCAUGUGAAAUAGAUAAUAAGUUUGGUGCCUCUUGGAACGCCAAAAAGGAUGGUUUCCUAACACAUGUAUUGGAAGAUAAGCAUGCCGGGAAGAAUCAUGUUGUCUCAGUGGCAUGGUUAUCUAAAUGA